GAAUCCUGUGUUUUCGAGCACCUCGACUCGACCCUGUCUCUCCCCCAGCGCGCGUGUUUACCUUUUUUUCUUCCGCUUUCGCGCUCUGUUGUUGCCGUCCCGAUCCAUAUCAAACGUUCAUUCGUGUUUGAAAUUCAGUCGAUUUAACAAUGGGCGUCAAUAAAUUCCUUGCAAUAGUUGUGCUAUUCACGGUGACAGUGGACGUUGUUCUGGCAUCAACUUAUCCCCUAAAAAACAAAAAUGAGAGCGAAUCCGAUGCACACGACGGAGACUUCCUUCACAGAGCGCCAUUAAUAAGCUCGUUUUUCAAGGUCAAAAAAAGAAACAUCAAGGAAUUGGGUAAUUUGUCGGUACCCGAAACAGAGAUGCUUCCAUCGACAAGGAAAGCUCUGGGAGGUCAAAGGCCACGAAACGGGAUGCGAACGGUUGGUAAACCGGAAGAAUCAAAAAAUGAAUGCAAUUCAACAGCUUGCAGUCAAGCAGCAUUUCGGAUCCAGAUGAAUAUGGACCCUGACGUCGACCCUUGCGAUAAUUUUUAUCGAUUUGCAUGCGGCGGCUUCCGGAACCGAACGGUCAUACCCAAAAAUGAAAGAAGCGUCAGCACGUACACCAUUAUUCAGGAUGAGAUAAACCAGCAAUUAAAAAGGAGCAUGGAGGCUGAAAGCGAACCCGGCGAACUCAAGUCUUUCAAACUUGUUAAAGCUUUCUAUAAGUCUUGUGUGAACGAAACUGCGAUCGAGGCCGAAGGAGUUAAACCUCUUCAAAAGAUUUUGAAGAAACUUGGUGGUUGGCCGGUUCUCGAUGGUGAUUUAUGGAACGCUGACGACUUCAAUUGGACAAGCUCUGUAUACAAAUUCCGGGAUGUUGGAUUCUCGGACCGUUAUUUCAUCAAUAUCGCGGUCGAACAAGAUCUAAGAAACAGAACAAAACGUGUUAUCUAUGUUUACGGACCAUGGCUGGCGGGACUAGGUCACAAAUAUCUGUUAAAGGGUUUCGAAGAUGAAUUCGUCGCCGCUUAUUACAGUUAUAUGGUCGACAUCGCCGUUGCUCUUGGUGCUCCGAAAGAUCGUGCGAUGAAAGAACUCAAAGAGUCAUUGGAUUUCGAAAUGAAACUUGCGAACAUUUCAACGGGGACAGAGGAAUAUCGUGAUACAACAUUCAGUCCAAUGACAAUUAAGGAACUGACGAAAAACUAUCCAAGUAUACCUUGGAAGGAAUACUUCAGCAGGUUGCUACCAGCAUCUGUCACCAUUGAAGAAGACGAAGUCGUAAUUGUCAGCCUACCGAAAUACUUCAGCGAUUUUGAGAAAUUGAUAACCGAGACUCCGAAAAGAGUUCAAGCAAACUACGUAAUGUGGAGGGCUGCCGAGAGCACUAGCAAAUUCCUGAACGAAGAUAUACGUGAAAGGCAGAUGGCCUACCGUAGAGCAACCAACAGAUACACGAUGCGCGAGUCAUUAAGAUGGAAAGAAUGCUUAAACGAAAUAUAUUUUUCAAAGCUCUCGAAGAGCCUUAACGCUAUGUGGGUGCGACAAUACUUCAACGAAGACGCUAAGAAAGAUGCAGCCGAAAUGAUUACGGAACUCAGAGAACAAGCCAUGAAAAUUUUGAAAACGGUCGACUGGAUAGACGAGAAAACACGUAGGAAGACCCUUGAGAAAAUAGCAUCGAUGUCCACUUAUAUUGCCUAUCCCGAUGAGUUGUUAGACGACGACAAGCUCGAGAAGCUUUACGAAAAUCUGGAAUUCUCCGAAGACAAUUAUUUUGAAAAUACUUGGAAUCUGUCUGCAUUCGAAAGAGAAUACUCGUUGAGUGAACUGCGCAAACCCGUCAAUUUUACCGAUUCGUUAUCCCUACAAAGCCCGACCUCAGUUAACGCGUAUUAUGCUCCUUUGACGAACAGUAUUCACGUUCUCGCUGGUAUUCUCCAAGGUGCUUUCUUCAAUAGCGAUCUGCCAAAAUACAUGAAUUACGGUAGCCUUGGAUCUACCAUCGGUCAUGAAAUAACUCAUGGACUCGAUGACGAAGGUCGGCUGUAUGAAGAAAAUGGGAAUCUCGUCGAUGAGUGGGAGCCAUCAACCAAAGAGAAUUAUCUCAAGCGCGCAUCGUGCAUAGUCGAUCAAUUCUCAAAUUAUACCGUCGAAGAGGUUGGCCUCAAAAUAAACGGUAUUAAGACGCAAUAUGAAAAUAUCGCGGACAUCGGCGGAUUCAAACAAGCAUACCUCGCAUACAAUAGUUGGGCUGAGAGAAAUGGACCGGAAGCAAAGCUGCCUGGAAUCAAUAGGACGCCGCAACAAAUGUUCUGGAUAAGCGCAGCGAACAGUUUGUGCUCGGUAUCCAGACCGGAGGAAUUGAAAAUCCUGAUGGCCAUAGACCCACAUAGCCCCUUAGAAUUCGAAAUAUUGGGUUCGUUUUCUAAUAUUCCUGAAUUCGGGAAAGAUUUCAAUUGCCCUCUGGGCUCCAAAAUGAACCCUGAGAAAAAAUGUUCCGUUUGGUAAAUCUCGUGACCUACGAGCUCGUCCGAUCGGGCUUGAAAAAGUUUUAAAAUGACAGGAUAGCAUUCGUUAAGGAUAUGUUCUAUCGUUCGAUUAAUUGGAACAUCAUGACGAUUUUGUGGAAAUAGAAGCAAAAGAAUUUUUGAACAACUUUUGAGCGAUAAACAAUUCUCUUUCGUUGAAGUUAAAUGACACUCGGCAAUGGCACAUUUAUAUCUCUACCAAAAACAUUUCUACCAGAAUUCAAUGCUACCGUAAACUACCCUACCAAAAUUCAUUGAUACCCUACGCAAUAAGAAAUUUAUGGGAUAGAAAUGUUUUCUGAUAGAAAUGUUACGGGCUAGAGAUUUUGGAUAAGAUUUAAGUUGGCAACCCGAAAUGUAACGUGGUAACGUUGCAAGUUCAACCGGAAGUCGCGUUUUCAAUGCUUUGACAAGUUCUAAAAAAUUCAGAUUUUCUUAUCACAUUCGGAAUGUCGGCAGGUAUGCUGUAACUUGCCUUUAUGGACAUUAUUGUUUCUCGUUGAGAUAUUAAGAAUUAUGAGUAGGUAAUUAUAUGUAUAACAAGACGCAAUUUAUUUUUUUUAUUUCUUGGUUUCAAAUUCGUCCAUAACCUUACAAUUUAUUACGAGUCUCCUGAUCUGUUUUAUCGUCAUUGGAUAAUUUAUCGAUCAAUUCCGCAUGAAAAAAUACUGUUAUUCUUUUGUACGUCCGUGGUUCUUGCACACACGAAAUAAAAAAAACUUUUAAACUUCCAA
Messenger RNA from Venturia canescens, 3252 nucleotides. RefSeq names its product neprilysin-2-like. Gene Ontology annotation, biological process: protein processing. The transcript is spliced from 11 exons. NCBI's taxonomy places the organism in Eukaryota, Metazoa, Arthropoda, Insecta, Hymenoptera, Ichneumonidae. The record is from RefSeq and is a predicted model, not a curated record. Gene Ontology annotation, molecular function: metalloendopeptidase activity. The coding region runs from base 150 to 2498 and encodes 782 amino acids. Gene Ontology annotation, cellular component: plasma membrane.